Trichechus manatus latirostris (Florida manatee) is the source of this 3698-nucleotide messenger RNA. RefSeq names its product ribosomal protein S6 kinase A2 (gene RPS6KA2). Gene Ontology annotation, molecular function: ATP binding; ribosomal protein S6 kinase activity; magnesium ion binding. Gene Ontology annotation, biological process: intracellular signal transduction; peptidyl-serine phosphorylation. The record is from RefSeq and is a predicted model, not a curated record. Lineage: Eukaryota; Metazoa; Chordata; Mammalia; Sirenia; Trichechidae. The transcript has 21 exons. The coding region runs from base 51 to 2252 and encodes 733 amino acids.
CCGCGGGCCCCGCGGCUCCUCCUGCCCAGCGUGAGGCCCCGCCGCGGGGCAUGGACGUGACAAUGAAGAAGUUCACGGUGCGCAGGUUCUUCUCUGUCUAUCUCCGCAAGAAGUCGCGCUCCAAGAGCUCCAGUCUGAGCCGGCUGGAGGAAGAAGGCGUUGUGAAGGAAAUCGACAUCAGCCACCAUGUGAAAGAAGGAUUUGAGAAGGCAGACCCUUCGCAGUUUGAGCUGCUGAAAGUUCUAGGACAAGGAUCCUACGGGAAGGUGUUCCUGGUGAGGAAGGUGAAGGGACCCGACGCUGGGCAUCUCUACGCCAUGAAAGUCCUUAAGAAAGCAACCUUAAAAGUCCGGGACCGUGUCCGGUCCCAGAUGGAGAGGGACAUUCUGGCAGAAGUGAAUCACCCGUUCAUCGUGAAGCUUCAUUACGCCUUUCAGACAGAAGGAAAGCUCUAUCUGAUCCUGGACUUCCUGCGAGGAGGAGACCUCUUCACCAGACUGUCCAAAGAGGUAAUGUUCACGGAAGAGGACGUCAAGUUCUAUUUAGCAGAACUAGCCUUGGCCUUGGACCACCUGCACGGCCUGGGCAUCAUCUACAGGGAUCUGAAGCCGGAGAACAUCCUCCUGGAUGAAGAAGGACACAUUAAGAUCACAGAUUUCGGCCUGAGCAAGGAGGCCAUCGACCAUGACAAGAGGGCAUACUCCUUCUGCGGGACCAUCGAGUACAUGGCACCCGAGGUGGUGAACCGGCGGGGCCACACGCAGAGCGCCGACUGGUGGUCCUUCGGCGUGCUCAUGUUUGAGAUGCUGACGGGCUCUCUGCCAUUCCAGGGGAAGGACCGGAAGGAGACCAUGGCGCUUAUCCUCAAAGCCAAGCUAGGGAUGCCCCAGUUCCUCAGCCUGGAAGCCCAGAGUCUGCUGAGAGCGCUCUUCAAACGGAACCCCUGCAACCGGCUAGGUGCUGGCCUGGACGGAGUCGAGGAGAUUAAGCGGCACCCCUUCUUCGUGACCAUAGACUGGAACAAGCUGUACAGGAAGGAGAUCAAGCCGCCCUUUAAGCCCGCGGUGGGCAGGCCCGAGGACACCUUCCAUUUUGACCCCGAGUUCACGUCAAGGACGCCCACAGAUUCUCCGGGUGUGCCUCCCAGUGCCAACGCACACCAUCUGUUUAGAGGAUUCAGUUUUGUGGCAUCAAGCCUGGUCCAGGAGCACUCGCAGCAAGAUCUCCACAAGGUCACGGUCCACCCCAUCGUGCAGCAGCUGCAUGGGAACAACAUCCACUUCACCGAUGGCUACGAGAUCAAGGAGGACAUUGGCGUGGGCUCCUACUCCGUGUGCAAGCGGUGCGUGCACAAAGCCACAGACGCGGAGUACGCCGUGAAGAUCAUCGACAAGAGUAAAAGGGACCCCUCGGAAGAGAUUGAGAUCCUCCUGAGAUACGGCCAGCACCCGAACAUCAUCACCCUCAAAGACGUCUAUGACGACGGGAAAUACGUGUACCUGGUGAUGGAGCUGAUGCGCGGCGGUGAGCUCCUGGAUCGUAUCCUGCGGCAGCGGUGCUUCUCGGAGCGCGAGGCCAGCGACGUGCUGUGCACCAUCACCAAGACCAUGGACUACCUGCACUCCCAGGGGGUGGUGCACCGAGACCUGAAGCCGAGUAACAUCCUGUACAUGGAUGAAUCUGGAAACCCCGAGUCCAUCAGAAUCUGUGACUUCGGAUUUGCCAAGCAACUGCGAGCCGAGAACGGGCUGCUGAUGACGCCCUGCUACACAGCCAACUUUGUUGCCCCUGAGGUCCUAAAGCGGCAAGGCUACGAUGCAGCCUGUGAUGUGUGGAGUCUGGGGAUCCUGCUGUACACCAUGUUGGCCGGAUUUACCCCUUUUGCAAAUGGGCCAGAUGAUACUCCCGAGGAGAUUUUGGCAAGGAUUGGCAGUGGGAAGUAUGCCCUUUCUGGAGGGAACUGGGACUCCAUAUCUGACGCGGCAAAGGACGUCGUAUCCAAGAUGCUCCACGUGGACCCCCACCAGCGCCUGACGGCUGUUCAGGUGCUGAAGCACCCGUGGAUUGUGAACAGAGAAUACUUGUCCCAAAGCCAGCUCAGCCGACAAGACGUCCACCUAGUGAAGGGGGCCAUGGCUGCCACCUACUUCGCGCUGAACAGGACACCUCAGGCACCCAGACUGGAGCCAGUGCUCUCGUCCAGCCUGGCGCAGCGCCGCGGCAUGAAGAGACUGACGUCCACACGGUUGUAGCCGGCCCUCCCACAGGGCGUCCUCUGGGCACAGACUGGGGACAGGGUGCCACCACGUCCGCAGGGAGGCAGAGCCGCCUUCGCUGUCCACCUUCCCCUGUCCGCCUGGGGAGCUCCGACCCGGGGCCCCAGGGCCCCGCUGGGCCGACCACCCCCCGUCAUCCCAGCAGAACCAAUGAACUCUCGCAUGUAGGGUCACACACUCACACCCUUAGGGUGCUGCCACAAUCCAGGUCCUUUCACAGGAUGCCCCCGUUUAUGCGGAGGGAUCCUUUCCAGUUGUUCAGCCAGUAAUCUGGUCAGCUUCCAACACUGGCGUCCUGGUGAGUACGGAAAGGCCAGUGUCCGUAUAGGAACAGGGCACCCAGUUUGUUCCAGAACCUUCCCUGGGAGGGGCUGGAUGCGACUGUGCUAGUACUCCCCGCAGGCUGAGUGGUGGGGUUGGCACCCCGCCGUCUAGAAGGAGAUGCCCAGUUCCAUUCCAGAACAAUCCAAAGUUGUUUUUACCGAGGGGCCGUGCAUCCCCCUUCCCGCUGCCUCAAAUCCAGUCCAAGGAAGAGCCCCCCAAGACCAGGCUUUCUGACCUUUGCCUUGGUGUCUGCAUUUCACAGGAGUCAAGAGAGGGACCCCAGGAAGGAGCCAGGACAGCCUGCCUCCCCCAUUUGCUCGUUUCUCUCCAGGGGCAGCCGUCCCCCACUUGGAGUCACCCCGAGGUCACUGAAGGCCUGAGAGCUCUGGGCUUGGGAAGACCCUUUGUCAGCCUUGCCCAGAGCAGGGCUCAGGCGUGACUGCUCGCGUGUUCUGAUCUGCAGGAAACCGAGUGUUGCGUUUGCCGAGCUUGCUGCCUCCUGUGGGUGCCGUGGCUGAGUCUGUGCCCAGUCUGGGGGGAGAGGAGGGCACGGCGAGCCCCCACCCCAGAGGAGCAGCCGGGCUGGGGCGGGGCGUGGAGACGCCUCGUUGCCAGCACUCAUGCGCUUUGCAGAAGCUGUGUGCGUGCUGCGCUUGGUGUUUCUGUGGCGCAGCCCUGUCUUUAAAUUGACUUUUGCGAUUUCGGUCAUUAAGUGCUACUUACUGUGCUCUUUGGCGUGGUGUGCAUACCGGGGGACGCUGGUGCGCCCUGCUGUGGUCGCCUUGUUAAAUGAAGUCGUGCAGUAAGCGCCCCCAGGGAAAGCCCAGCCCCGAGGGCUCAGCCACAGAAGAGCAGGCGCUGUGUUCUUGAACCUCCUUGGGACCCGUGUGGGCACCCCACCCAGCGUGGGCCCAGCCGGAGAACCCACCUGACCAGGCUGACAGAGGAGGGUGUUCUUUGCCUGUUGUUCUGGCUGACGCGUCUUCCCAGCCCUAAGAAGUAGCUCCUUCUGCCCUGCAGGAGAGUCAGAGAGGCGCCUGCUACAUUAGGGCCAGGUUUUCAUGGUGUCUCUGCCCCUCCGUCCCAGUUCACUAUAGA